GUCUGAAGGCGGAGUUGAGGCCAAUAAAGUCGUGUGAGGAGCAGCUCUGGAGUCAGUAUACGCUUCACUUUCACUGGAAUAAAGACAUUUUCAUUUACACCGCGGACGAAGCUUCGUGUCUCGGACCGCAGUGGAAAGCGGACUAACAAGGUUACAAUUUCACCUGCGGGACAAGUCGAAAUAACGUCACGUCGCGAAGGUGUGAGUUUAAAAUGAAGCAGCUCUCAUCACUGUGCCUGUUUGCGCUGGUGACCUUGUAUGGCCAUGAGGGCGUGCUGUCCCAGGCUCCAUCCUACGGUGAACGGGGCUCUGAUCUCGGCAUUCAGGUGUUUCAGCAAGUGGUCCGCUCCAAGCCGCUGGACAAUGUGGUGCUUUCUCCUCAUGGGGUAGCUUCCAUCCUUGGGAUGCUGCUACCAGGAGCCCACGGAGAGACCAGGAAGCAGGUCCUCAAUGCGCUCCGUUACAAGAAGAAUGGCCCGUACAAGAUGUUGAAGAAGCUGCACAAGACCUUGACAGCGAAGGCCAACCAGGACGUCGUGCUGAUUGCCAAUGGCAUGUUCAGCCAGAAGGGCUUCCCCAUGGAGGAGGCCUUUGUAGCCACCAACAAAGCUAACUUCCAGUGUGAGAGCAGGAGCCUGGACUUCGGUAACCCCCAGGGAGCAGCGGAUGAAAUCAACGAGUGGGUCAACAAUAAGACCAAAGGUCACAUCCCCAGCUUGAUCAAAGCAGACAUGUUGGACCCAGCUCUGACCCGUCUGGUCGCUGUCAACUCAAUCUACUUCAAAGGCUUGUGGAAGUCCCGCUUCCAGCCCGAGAACACCAAGAUGAGGCCCUUCAACGGGGGCGACGGAAAUGUAUAUAAAGUUCCAAUGAUGUCCAAACUGUCGGUCUUCAACAUCGGAAUGCCCACCACGCCUCAGGGACUGAAGUACAAGGUGAUUGAGCUGCCCUAUCAUGGCAACACCAUCAGCAUGCUGAUCGUUCUGCCCUCCGAAGAGGACACGCCACUGUCUCGUCUUGUCCCACACAUCAGCACAGCCACAGUGCAGAGCUGGACCAAGCUGAUGCACAUGAGAAGAGUCGGCCUGCUCAUCCCCAAGUUCUCUGCUGAUGCGGAGGUAGACUUGAAAGAACCCCUUUCGGCGCUGGGAAUGACAGACAUGUUCAGUGAGGACAAAGCUGACUUCAGACAUCUCUGUGCUGAGCCUCUGCAUAUAUCCAAGGUGCUCCAGAAAUCCAAAAUUGUGGUGAAUGAAGAUGGAACAAAAGCAGCAGCUGCCACUACUGCUAUUUUGCUGGCUCGGUCCUCUCCACCUUGGGUUACAGUGGACAGACCUUUCCUCUUCCUCAUCAGACAUAACCCAACAGGUACCAUUCUCUUUAUGGGCCAGAUCAACCAGCCUUGAGCCCAGCCAUCGCUGCUCAGCCUCUGGUACAGUAGCAUCAUAGGCCAGCGCUGGAAAUGCUUCUACACUGCCACGCAUGAACACACACACACACACAAACACAAACUUUGCUGUAGACUUAUGUACAGUGUGGACAUAUGUUAUUUGUUUUAAAUAUUGCUUUUUAUGUUACCGAUUUUCUGUAAUGCAUAACAUGCUUUAUAAAAUGUUUUGCUGACUAAAUUUUCCAGCUGUUUUAAUUUUUUUGUAUACUUUUUUUGAAUUUAUUACAUUUUUAAAAGACUUUGAAUGUCAGUUGUGUAUUUUCUCAACUCUGGAGUCGGAUAAUCAGUUUGUUUAUCAUGCCACUGUUUUAGUUUAAAAGUUCUCCAUCUCAAGUCAUGUCACUCCAGUCUGUUUAAGUUAUGGCCAUGGACAUCACAUCUUGAACGCCAUGCAUUCAGUUAAUGUUUCCCUCACUGAGGAAGUCUUCUGUUAUCAUACUUGCUUCGUAUUUGAUCAAAUAAAUACACACACUGUUUAUAACAUCAAUGAUUUGCC
Messenger RNA from Chelmon rostratus (copperband butterflyfish), 1946 nucleotides. It is a transcript of the gene serpine2, whose product is annotated as serpin peptidase inhibitor, clade E (nexin, plasminogen activator inhibitor type 1), member 2. Gene Ontology annotation, molecular function: serine-type endopeptidase inhibitor activity. Gene Ontology annotation, biological process: negative regulation of endopeptidase activity; negative regulation of plasminogen activation. NCBI's taxonomy places the organism in Eukaryota, Metazoa, Chordata, Actinopteri, Chaetodontiformes, Chaetodontidae. The record is from RefSeq and is a predicted model, not a curated record. The coding region runs from base 213 to 1406 and encodes 397 amino acids. The transcript has 9 exons.